UUAAUGCAGUAGAAGCGCAGUAAUAAAUGGCGCAUCUGUAGGAUCAGAUAGUUUGUUUUUGUUGCGGUUGUCAUUUCUAUUGUUCUAGCAUUGAAAGCUCACUUCAGGAGCAUACGCCGGAAAACAAACAUCCAUUCCUUGAAAGCUCAUAUUGUUUAAUGACAAGUUAUCAACAUAAAUAGCAGAAAUGGUUUUGCAUACUAUGAGAAAAGACAGCCUAACAUAAAUUACAUUGAGAUUUUGCAGAAGAUAUGCUUGAAAAUAAUUCCUAUUCCGCCUAGGAAGAAAAUGGAAGCACCUAUUAAUGACUCAAAGAUUGUAGUCCCUUUUGUGCCAUCACUUAGCCACUUAUCUUUUGUAAAAGUAGCUUUUCCAUUGUACAAAGACUUUGAUAUCUCAACUUGGCAAAGCAUCAAUAGAGAAAUCACUCAUGGAAAUCUGCCAGGAUUUAUUGGAGAUAGGUCUGAAAAUCGUCAGGUAAACAAAGCUAAGGAAGAGUUACUUCUCAUUCCUGCACAUUUAAGACUUGGAUUAUUACAAACAAUUUUGGGCUUGCAUUCGACUUUUUUAAAUUGGCUUUCGGAGAAUUCGUGUUUUACUAUUAUACCGAAUAUAUAUACAGUCCUUUACUGGAGAACUGAUGGGACAAUUGACAGAAUUAAAACAGCUCAGCGAUUGCUUCUGUGUAAAGAGAAUAAUAUCGAACAGAGGUUUGAUUUGGCCUGUGCUUAUUUCUUCGAGGAAAGUAUAAAGGCUUUGUGGGUAGAAAUGAAGAAAUCUGGUAAGGCAGACAAACCUUUAUCAGCUUAUAAACCCGUUACAUGUUUUUGGGUUAAAAUGAUGCACCAUAGACAUCAGGUUCCAUGGAUAGAGUCUGUUCAAAAAUACCUCGACCUUAGUGAUAAAUUGCCUGUAAUUCCGUACGCAAGAUACAGUACCUUCUUUCCUCUCUUGAGGCCAGAAGACAGGGUGAAGUUUCUUGUCUCUUUAUGUGAUACUACAACUGAUGAUUUCCGUUUCUGUCUGUAUGGAGCAACUAAAGAAGAAGAAAUGCAACUGUUGAAGAUGGUUCCACGAAAAGUCCUUAUUCCCUAUUUGGAUUGGCCGCUGCAAAGUUUCUUUCUUGCAAUGGCCGAAAGAAUGUGGAAUUUUAUUGAUUGUCGGAUUUUUAAAGAAUUAAUAGAUAUUAUCUUCAAGAAAAAGCUGAAGGAGAAGGAUUUUGAUUAUGGCACACUUUUUAUGGACUUUUGGGAAAGAGGCCCAAAUCACUUGAAGAAAGAGGCAGCAGAAUGUCCAAUUUGGACCCGCAGACUUAAUUUCUACCUUGAUUUUAUAAAGAAGGAGAAAACCGGUGGUCUUCGUGAAUUGUUAGAAUCAGUAAGGGGAAAACUUACAUAUUUCGGUGUGGCGCCAGAACUCCAUCUAACCAUCCAAUGGUAUUAUCUGCUUCAUUCAAAUAAACCAUAAGAUAAUCUUCUUGUAAAAAAAAGUGCAAUAUAUAAAGUUUGAAGAGAUUAUCUACAAACUUAAUUUUUGAAGAUAUUAUCUUCGAAAAAAAAAUGCUUGUGAAGAAGGAUUUUCAUUAUGAUUAACUUUUUAUGGACUUUUGGGAAAUAAGCCCAAAUCACUUCAAGGAAGAGGCAAUGGAAUGACCAUUUUAGUCCCGCAGAAUUAAUUUCUAUUUUGAUUUUAUAAGAUAGGAAAAAAAGGGUGAUCUUAAUAAAUUGAGAGAUUCAAAAAAGGAAAGACAUCCAGAGAAUAUUCACUUUCCAGGUUUGAAUGUGUCGCCCGAACUCUAUAUUGCCCUUUCAAAUUGUCUUCUGUACUUCAUGCUAAUAAACCAGAGAUAUAUGAUAAUCUCCUUGUAAAAAAUGCAAUGUAUAAAGUUUUAUAGCACAUAUGAAACAAUAACUUCAUCAUCCAUAACAUCCAAAACUUUUGAAAAAAUGUGUGAUUUUUUUUUUUUUUUUUUUUUUUUUUCCCCUAACUUCAAAUGGGAUAUAUGGCUUCCAUUUCGCCACCCUGCUGUAACAAUAUUGCUUUGUGACUGCAUAUAGUAUUAACAUCAAUGAUGUUUGUCAGCAUUGGAGUUUGUGUUAAGCAUCUUUCUGUCUAUUUCAUUGCAACAAUUCCUUCAUUUUGUGAAAAAAUUCAUCAAGAAAAAUAAAUAUAUAAAAGCUAUAUUUUAAAUAAUCUUUUGGUUUGUCUAAGGCAAUAUUUGUGGUACUCGAUUUUUAACAAAUGAAGGAUAUUAAUUAUAUAUUUUAAUUCUUGAAAUUUAUAAAUAUAAGCCGUUCAUCACAUCAAUUUAUUAAUGGUGCAUUUUAUCCUCUUAUCCACUAUUUUAUGGUCAAAAUUAAUUAUUUAUAUCGUAAAGAAUUUUUGUAUGAUUUUUAAUAUAAAUAAUACUAUAUAAUUCUCAUCUCCUUUGUGAGGAAAUGCUCUGUUAUUUAUAUCAUAAAGAAUU
Molecule: messenger RNA, 2467 nt
Organism: Argiope bruennichi
Lineage: Eukaryota; Metazoa; Arthropoda; Arachnida; Araneae; Araneidae
Exons: 3
Coding region: 289-1467 (392 amino acids)
Source: RefSeq, a predicted model, not a curated record